Marchantia polymorpha subsp. ruderalis is the source of this 3247-nucleotide messenger RNA. The record is from the annotation of a GenBank genome assembly. Lineage: Eukaryota; Viridiplantae; Streptophyta; Marchantiopsida; Marchantiales; Marchantiaceae.
GUACGCGGAAAUGUUGAGUCAUGCUCUCGUGCAAAGGGACUCAAACUGUGACUUGGACUCAUAUGCCUGGUGUCGCACUACAGACUUUACGGGAAAUUUUUUGAUAGGCCAGGCGUUUGCUUACAUGGUGGAAAUCAACAGUCGUGACGAGAGGCAGGAAGCUAGACUCAUAGAGAUUCUAAAUUUCAGGGAUAAUCUAGAGCAUGGAGGAACCUUUCUAGUAGAAAGAGGAAUCCCAUAUGCCAUUUCACAGGAAGUUGUUCCUAUAUUACGAUUAGAAAAACUUCAGAAAUAUCCAGUUCCUCUAGAUUUGAUUUUCAAGCUCAACUAUCUCAUACAACAUGGGAAGCUCAACGCUACAAAUUUUGACGACGAAUGUGCGAAGCUCGUGAUCAGAGGCGCCGAGGGCCACGUAAGAACAGCCCUGGAAACUAUCUCGGAGCUUCCUCCUCAGCAUGAUAUCCUUAACUCCAGAACACUCUUGAUUUCAGCUUUGGAGGAUGCCAAACUACAGUUUCCGAAUCCACCAGAUUUAAUAGCACCAAGUCAAGGCAGAGCGUGGAUCUAUCGCCUCCUGAUUACUCCCACCAAAGCUUAUUGUAUGGAACCAGAGGUUGAAUCGUGUAACAGAAUGAUAAGGCUUUAUGAGAAACAUGCGGAGAACUUUCUCAGGGUAAAUUUUGUUGAUGAGGAUCUAUGCCCUCUGAAUGGUACUUCACUAGUUUCAGCAGUAAACACAAGUUACAGCCCGUUGUAUAGAAGGAUCAGGAAAGUAUUAAAAGAGGGAUUCAGUAUUGGAAAUAAGCGCUAUGAAUUCCUGGCGUUUUCUGCAAGUCAACUGAGGGAGGGCCAGAUUUGGAUGUUUGCAGAAGUGAUGAUGAAUGGAAAACCCCACAUUACGGCGGACACUCUACGAGCUGAUAUGGGAGAUUUUUCGCAGAUUCGCAACGUGGCAAAAUGUGCAGCUCGUAUGGGUCAAUGUUUCUCUUCGUCCAGAAAAUCGUUGUCAGUGCUCCCGCUACAGUUGAAGAAGAUUCAAGAUAUCUUUGUCACCACAGAUGACGUCAAAUAUUGCUUCUCAGAUGGAAUUGGGAAGAUUUCUGCAGAUUUCGCUCGCAAAGUCGCAGCUACGUGCGGAUGUGGACCUGGAAAAGUACCCUCAGCUUUUCAGAUUCGUUAUGGAGGAUACAAGGGAGUGGUGGCAAUCGACCCAGAUGCAUCCAAUUCGUUCAAGUUGUACCUGAGACCCAGUAUGAGGAAGUUCGAUUCCGCUCACUUUGGUGUGGAGGUUCUGGAAUGGACUCACGUUAUGCCUUGCUAUUUGAAUCGCCAGGCUAUCAGCCUGUUGUCUACCCUCGGUGUCGAGGAUAGGGUCUUUAUGAAUCUGCAGGAUCAGAUAGUUCUGAAGUGGUGCAAAGCUGUAAAUGAUGAAACCCUUGCGACGAAACUACUUAUGGAAACCGCAUCAAAUUCAAUGGCUCUAAAACUGCUGAGCAGUGGAUUUACAUACGAAUCUGAGCUCCUCCUACGAAGACUGAUGCUAGCCUACAUGCACGCUCAAUUCAAUGAUAUCAGAACCAGAGCGAGGAUCUUUGUCCCUGAAGGAAGAAUGCUAAUCGGCUGUCUUGAUGAAACAGGCAUUCUGGAAUAUGGACAAGCUUUUGUAAAGAUUUCUUCUAAUGCUGAGGAGAUAAAGUCUAAAACAGUAAGCACUGUCAGAGUAAUCCAAGAAGAGAUCAUUGUUCUGAAAAAUCCUUGUCUACAUCCGGGUGAUGUAAGGGUCCUGCAAUGUGUGAAUGUGCCUCAACUACAACACAUGGUAGACUGCAUCGUCUUCCCUCGUCGUGGACAAAGGCCGCAUCCAAACGAAUGCUCGGGGAGUGAUCUGGAUGGUGACAUGUAUCUGGUGAGUUGGGACCAAUCUUUGCUGCCACCCGAAGUAGACGCUCCAAUGAACUAUGAAUCACCGCCAGCUGUGAUAUUGAAUCGCCGAGUGACAAUUGAGGACAUCCAGAAGUUCUUUGUGGAUUACUUGGUGAAUGAUAAUCUGGGAUACAUUUCGAAUGCACAUGUCGUUCAUUGCGACAGGGAGCCUGAAAAAGCUCGGAGUCCGAAAUGUCUGGAGCUAGCACAGCUUGCCUCCAUUGCCGUGGACUUCCCCAAGACAGGCGUUCCGGCGAUAAUACCGUAUUAUCUCCGGCCUAAGGAGUACCCAGAUUUUAUGGAGAAAGAGCAUAAGGCAACAUAUGUCUCGCAAGGUGUACUGGGGAAGUUGUAUCGUGCUACAAAUGACUUCCCUAAACCUGCAGAAGAAAACUUUCUUGAAUCUACGCGACUAACUGAGAAUUCUGAACCUUUAAGAUUUUGUGAUCCAGAUUUAGUGAUCAGAGAGCAUGGACCCUUCGUUGAGCAGGCCCUGAAUUUGAAGUAUAGGUACGACGCGAAGCUGAUGAAACUAAUGAAUCAGUAUGGUAUCAAAGAUGAAAUGGAAAUUUUAGGAGGUCACAUUGUCUCCCUAUCUACUGUCUACAAGCGGCGCCAGAAGGAAACUACACAGAAGAUUUUACUGGCCUUUGAAAGGCUGCAAAAGGAGGCUAGGUUUUGGUUUCAUCAGUUCAAAGAGUGGAAGAAAUUGGGACUCGACAAGUCUGUUUGGGUUUCUGCCUGGUACGUGGCCACUUAUCAUAGCGAUUAUUAUGGCCGGCAUAAGUUGCAGUAUUCAGAAGUGACGAAUUUAAAGGUUUACUUGAUUAGUUUCCCAUGGACUCUCUCCGACAUGCUAUGUAGACUUAAGUCGAAGGGAUGUAUCAUGGUUAAGCCGUACGAAGGCUCCAAUCAUUUUUCUAAACAUUCUGAUCCUGCUCUAGCAACUGAUUUAGGAGCUAUAUCGGAUGAUUGUGCAUCUGAAAAUUUGGACAGAGCUCGCAGGCUUACUUCUUCUAUGAAUUGUCGGAAGAGGAAAGCCAAUGAUCGAGAAGAACUUGUGCUGUCUACUGCACAUUUCCAGAAUUCGGAGAUUGCUGAAAAACGACUAUUCGGCGAAAUGGGUGGGGAUGUAGGUGUUGAGAUAGAGAUAAACUGAUUUAGUAUACACAUGCGCAGUGUAUACAUAAAGUGGCUUAGCGCAGAUGGAAGUAUCUACUUGUAGAACUAAUCUUCACUACCUGCUGGACGAUUUUUGUAGAUGUUUUCGACGCCUUCUUGAACACAUAAUGUUCCGAAUCAUUUUAUCACUUUCCUUGUGGAU